UGUUGCGAGCUCAGGCCGGUCAAGCAAACAUUGAGUCGGGCGAUCAGCCUACACCCUCACCAGAGCAGCUCGCCGCUGUGGGGAAAUGACCAUGAAUUCGCGAUCUGUCCCUGCCUUGGUCCUUAUGUCUUUCUUCUUGACCACAGCAGUUUACUCAAGUAACGAAGAGGUACGGCAGUCGCCUCUUUCAGCCGAGUUUGUGGAAGGUCAGACCGCGACACUGAAUUGUACCUUUGAUCACCCCGGAGCCAAAUCUUACAAAUGGUUGAAAGAUGAUCUAAAAAUACACCAAGUCAUCACAAAGUACCACCAGAGAGUAACUGAAACCAGUGAAUAUUCUAACAAUGAGCUGUUUAUUUCUGUGCGGAUCAGCAACCUCUCAGUAUGCGAUUCUGGGACGUAUUAUUGCAUCGUGGAGCAACUCAACAGACAGUUUAAGGGCGCAGGAGCAAGUCUUAUCGUGAGGCGUGCUUCACAAGAACAACAAUGCUCCCCCAAUAUCAUACAUAUCGGGGCGGCCGCAGCAGUGCUGUCGGUGCUUGGCAUUGCACUCAUUGCAGUGUCUGUGAAGCUCAGGCAACGAAAUAAAGCUUGCAUUGCUCUUCAGAGGCAGUUUGUUGCAUACAUCACCGAAAAGUCAACAGAGUCUGCCCCAUCAAAUAAGAAAGGGAAGCACGCUCACCGAGAGGGAAAAACUUCGAGCUCUGGUCAAGAGGAGAAGAGAAAGAAAAGAAAACCCAAAGGGCACUACAAGAUGGAGAAUGCGGACUACAUCCAUGUUGAGCCAAACCAUGGCAGACAGACCUAACCUCAACAACAGAGGAAAUGUACAACUACUGCUCAAACAUACAUUAUUUAGGAUCCUCAGCCACGCCACAGUCUUUCCCGAAGGCUAGAGACGAUUUCCUUUUUUCUGUGUUGUUUUAAUAUUUUGCUUGAUUCCUGUCACGUCAAAAAUGAAUAGAUAAUCAUGCCAAGAUUACAGCCCUCCAAACCCUAUUAGUCGCCAUUUUAGAAUUCAUGAUUUGCACCGAGGGAUGAAGAUGUUGGACAGUGAAGUGGUUAUAAGUGGAAAUGAGUACGUUUGGGACACUAUGAAUAAUUGGCUGGGUACACGGACUCCCUGCUCCCCUGCCCCCUAACCUCCUCCUCCACACAUCACCCCGAGUUCACAUUUGUCUGCACUCCAGUCACUAUCACCCCCCAUUGCCUUCAGCGGAAAUCAGUCCUUCAGAACCGAUUCCAUCCACGGGCGUAUUCGGGUCAAGUUACCUGGGAUCUUGGCUGGUUGAGUCUCCACUGAUCCUUCAGUCCGCUGCUGUUUUCAGCGAGUCACCCACGCCCCGCUUCCUGCACUGCGGGUGGAGAGGCAAGGGGUAAGAGUCAGUCCUAUCCGACCUCUUUUAAGCCAGUUGAAAUUGAGCCAGCCCGGAGUUCCCAGCUAACAGAUCCAACCCCACCCCUCAACUCUCGUGGGAGAUCACUUGACCAAGUAUCAACUGGAGUCCUCCUUUCAUAAGUCAGGCCGGGAGUCAGCUGGGAUGACUGGGCGGGGGGGAAUGUCCUGGUCACCUCACCUCAUGUCAUGUCCAACUACCUCAGGCGUUCUGCCAAAUCAAUUGGGAGUUAACGAGUGGGAGUUUGUGUAAUAAAGUAUGUAUUGAUUGUUGAA
This is a messenger RNA of Hemiscyllium ocellatum (epaulette shark), 1672 nucleotides long. RefSeq lists its product as uncharacterized. The transcript is spliced from 7 exons. Gene Ontology annotation, cellular component: plasma membrane. Lineage: Eukaryota; Metazoa; Chordata; Chondrichthyes; Orectolobiformes; Hemiscylliidae. The coding region runs from base 86 to 808 and encodes 240 amino acids. The record is from RefSeq and is a predicted model, not a curated record.